Messenger RNA from Schistocerca americana (American grasshopper), 1569 nucleotides. RefSeq names its product phospholipase A1-like. Bases 1 to 993 code for a protein of 330 amino acids. The transcript is spliced from 6 exons. NCBI's taxonomy places the organism in Eukaryota, Metazoa, Arthropoda, Insecta, Orthoptera, Acrididae. The record is from RefSeq and is a predicted model, not a curated record. Gene Ontology annotation, molecular function: lipase activity.
AUGCUAUACAGAAUCGGGGGUUUGACUGCUGGUCUGUACUGCCCAUAUUUCUGCCAAGGCCCCGGCGCGGCGGAGUCGCUGCUGUGGAACAUGGUGGACGCGCGCUACUGGCGCUGCGUGCUGAAGCGCAGCAGCACCUGCCCGGACCCCGAGAUACGGUUCUUCCUGUACACGCCGGAGGCCGGCUGGGCGGCGCGCCGGCAGGUGGACGUGCGCUCGGCGGGCUCGCUGCGCCGCGCCGGCUGGGACCCGCGCCGCCGGAACGUCAUCAUCGUGCACGGCUUCAACGGCACCGAGAGCAAGACGCCCAUGACGCUGCUACGCCGCGCCUACUUGAGCCGCGGCGACCACAACGUGUUCACGGUGGACUGGGAGCCGCUGACGUACUUCCCGUGCUACCUGUCGGCCAUCAGCAACACGCGGCUGGUGGCGCAGUGCUCGGCGCAGCUGUACGCCCACCUCACCUACCACGGCGCCGCCGCCUCGAGCAUCACCUGCGUCGGCCACUCCCUGGGCGCCCACAUCUGCGGCAUGAUGAGCAACCACCUGUCCCGCAGGAUGGACAAGAUCAUAGGGCUGGACCCGGCGCGGCCGCUGCUGGACCGGUUCGGGGACGCGGCGUUCCGGCUGACGCGGGACGACGCCCGCGUCGUGCAGGUGGUCCACACGAACGCGGGGGCGCUGGGCGAGGCGGCGCAGACCGGGCACCUCGACUUCUGCGUCAACGGCGGCGCCGAGCAGCCCGGCUGCAAGGGGCACCGCCUCCGGCGGGCGCGCUGCAGCCACUUCCAGAGCGCGUGCUACUUCGCGGAGGCGGUGGCCGCCAGGGAGCCGAUCCUCGGCUACCCCUGCUCGGCCUCCUGCCCAAAGCGCGGUCGCGCCCUCGGCCUGCUGCCGGGACCACCCGUCUCCAUGGGCGCCGACACUCCUGACGGAGUGACGGGCACCUACUGUGUGAGUAUCACACAUGGAAGGGACUGCAAAUUUGACUGAGUGUGAUGCAGUCCUUAGCAUUGUUUUACAAUGAAAUGUGAAGGCAGCAGCAUCGACUGUUUGUUGGAGGAGACCACAUCUGCUUAUGCCAGAUGCCCAGUAAAUGGGUGUAGUUAUUCAGUUUAGUAUGCUGACUCAGUGAAAUGCAGAUUUUCGAUGUUGCUCAUAACAGCUGUUCAGUGGUGGCAUCAGCUUGAAAAUCUCUUUUGUCACCUAAGUACUGGACCAAGAUCAAAAGAACUUUCCAGUUAACUGUGUAUUAAAAUGUGCAUGGAAACAUUUUCUGGUUAACAUUAGCAAUAAUCAUCAAAAAUUGUGAAAAAAGUUGUCACUGCUUACCAGAGUUAUAGCCUAGUGUAGUGGACACCCUCCAUUGAUGAGAAUAUCUUCAACUUUAAUGAAGAAGAGAGGGAAUAGACAGUGUCUUUCAUUCAUAUUUAAAAUGUUUAUGUUUAGCCAAGUCCUUCACUUGAGUCAUCCUGUGAAAAGGAUCACAGUAUUACCUUGCCACUACAUACCUUUUGUAUCAUAAUAUUUUCACCACAUAUAUUUAAAUGGUAAUGGAAGCCCUUUAAG